Messenger RNA from Hyla sarda, 5726 nucleotides. It is a transcript of the gene SLC20A2, whose product is annotated as solute carrier family 20 member 2. NCBI's taxonomy places the organism in Eukaryota, Metazoa, Chordata, Amphibia, Anura, Hylidae. Gene Ontology annotation, molecular function: phosphate transmembrane transporter activity. The transcript is spliced from 11 exons. Gene Ontology annotation, cellular component: membrane. The record is from RefSeq and is a predicted model, not a curated record. The coding region runs from base 618 to 2573 and encodes 651 amino acids. Gene Ontology annotation, biological process: phosphate ion transmembrane transport.
AUACAGCUUAUCCACCUCCGUUAUCCCGCCAUGUGCGCACGCAGCUCGCCGAUUGCACGUCUCUAUAUAAGUCCAUGCAAUGAAGCUGAUAUCGCCUCCCUCCCGUGCGCACUUCCCCGCUCUUCUCACACAGCGCAGAUAUCGUGGCGCAGUGCACUACCAACGCGCUCGCAUUUCUUAUGGGGGAUGACGCCAUUGAUAGCGCGCUGACGUCAUCAUGUACGCCGGGCGGACCAAUGGCAGAGCUCAGCCCCCUCUCCUAUCGCUGAGCGCACUGGAAGCAGCGGCAGCCUGCGGAGAAGAGUGCAGCGCUCUGUCCCAUUGAUCAGCCCAGGACAGAAUAAUAUCAAGAAAACUUAUUUGGGAGAAAAAUAUGGAAUGCGUUUUACUGUUGAAUGAGCACGACCAGAGGAACUUUGUUAACAGUACUUUUAAAAUUCUCAGUUAGCAGUUUGUUCAUUCUCUUGAACACUAGCAAUUUCCAGAUAGAGCUGAUCACUGUUUACAUAGCUCUGCGUGACGGGUUUUCAUACUCUGGAGCCUGCUUCAUUUAGUCUUUAGUUAUUCUUUCUCACUUUACUUGUUUUCAACUGAAGUAAGAAAAAGAAACCGCCAAAAUGGUUCUUGACGAAUAUUUGUGGAUGGUUAUAUUGGGCUUCAUCAUAGCUUUCAUCUUGGCCUUUUCUGUCGGUGCAAAUGAUGUGGCCAAUUCGUUUGGCACUGCGGUGGGUUCGGGAGUGGUAACUCUACGGCAGGCGUGCAUAUUGGCUUCAAUUUUUGAAACAACCGGCUCGGUGUUGCUGGGAGCUAAAGUUGGGGAAACUAUUCGGAAGGGUAUCAUCGAUGUAAACCUUUACAACAACUCAGUGGACUUACUGAUGGCGGGAGAGGUUAGCGCUAUGGUUGGUUCGGCUGUGUGGCAGUUGAUCGCAUCCUUCCUGAAACUUCCAAUCUCCGGGACGCAUUGCAUAGUCGGAGCAACAAUUGGCUUCUCUCUUGUUGCUAUUGGUACACAUGGUGUGCAGUGGAUGCAGCUUGUCAAGAUUGUUGCCUCUUGGUUCAUUUCACCUCUUCUCUCCGGCCUGAUGUCUGGUGCUCUCUUUAUGCUGAUUAAGUUUUUCAUCUUGAAUAAGGAGGAUCCAGUUCCUGAUGGACUACGGGCUCUCCCAAUAUUUUAUGCUGCUACAAUAGGGAUUAAUGUAUUUUCCAUAUUAUACACUGGUGCACCACUGCUAGGACUUCAGAACUUUCCUGUGUGGGGCACUGUGUUAAUAUCAUUAGGCGUUGCCAUUUUAUUUGGUCUGUUAGUGUGGUUUUUUGUUUGCCCAUGGAUGAAAAAGAAAAUAGCAAGUCGAUUAAAGAAAGAAGCACUGUCGCGAAUAUCAGAGGAAAGCCUUGAUAAAAUUCAAGAUGAAGAUGUUGCUGUCUUCAAAGAGUUGCCUGGUGCAAAGGGGAAUGAUGAAAGUGUGGUGCCUCUUACUAGCACUGCCACUGAAGCUGCGAUUGUAUCAGAGUCUGUAACAAAUGGAAGUACAAGGGUACCAUAUGGAAGAGCUGCUUCAAUGACAAAUGGCUCAGUUAGAUCUCCAAUUUCUAAUGGUACAUUUAGUUUUGAAGGCCACAACAUGAAGAGUGAUGUUCAUGUGUAUCAUACAGUACACAAGGACUCAGGGCUGUACAAGGAUUUGUUACACAAAAUACACUUGGAUAGAGUGACUGAUGAUCGACCUCAUGACAACAACUACAGGGUGUUGAGACGCAACAACAGCUACACAUGUUAUACAGCUGCUAUUUGCGGGAUGCCUGUUCACUCAACAUUUAAAGCAUCUGAUAGCGCAACUGCAGAGGACAGUGAAAAGUUAGUUGGGGAUACUGUGUCUUACUCCAAAAAACGUAUACGGUAUGACAGCUACUCCAGUUACUGCAAUGCUGUAGCAGAAGCAGAAAUUGAGGCAGACGAAGGUGGCAUAGAGAUGAAGCUUGCUACAGAACUAGCUGAUCCAAAUCCCCCUCAGGAUGACUCUUUGGAAGAGGACAAAGAAGAAAAAGACAAGUCAGCAGUCCACUUGCUUUUCCACUUCCUACAGAUUUUGACAGCCUGCUUUGGAUCAUUUGCUCAUGGAGGGAAUGAUGUCAGUAACGCCAUUGGACCUCUAGUUGCUCUGUGGUUGAUUUACCAGCAAGGAGGAGUAAUGCAGGAAGCUUCAACACCAGUGUGGUUGCUUUUGUAUGGAGGAGUGGGUAUCUGCACUGGCCUUUGGGUAUGGGGUAGAAGAGUGAUCCAAACUAUGGGCAAAGACCUAACCCCAAUUACACCAUCCAGUGGAUUUUGCAUUGAAGUAAUGUGUGGGCUAACUGUACUAUUAGCCUCUAAUGUUGGUAUACCCAUAAGCUCCACUCAUUGCAAGGUUGGAUCGGUGGUGUCAGUGGGUUGGAUCCGCUCGAGAAAAGCUGUGGACUGGCAUUUGUUUAGGAACAUUUUCCUGGCUUGGUUUGUGACGGUGCCUGUGGCUGGUCUCUUUAGUGCAGCAGUAAUGGCCCUCUUUCAAUACGGUAUCCUACCCUAUGUCUGAUCAUAUAACCUCCUGACUACUAAGGAAAAAAUCCUAUAUAAAUAUCCUAUUCUGGAAACCCCACAAAGCUACAGCAAUAUGAAAAGCCGUUCGCUUCACCAACAAUGUGGAGAAUAACAAGCCCUUCUACUUCUCAAUGCAUCAUCAUCAUCAUCGUGAUGUAAUAAUUUUGCUGUAUAUAAUGUAUGUCAAAUUGGUGAUAUGGUGAGAUGUGGCUCAUGACUUAUAUUUAAAUAAACAUAUAUAUAUAUAUAUAUGCGUAUAGUAGGUUACACUACCAGAGCAUUAUAAUUUGGGAUGGGAAUUAUUGCAUAGCCUUUUAUAUCUAGAUAAAAGCUGUACAUAAUGUAUUAUUUUUGUGAAGUUGCUUUUUUUUAAUCAAAAAAUAGAAUGAAUUAUUAAAGAUGCCCACGUCUACUUGAGAUAUAUAUAUAUAUAUAUAUAUAUAUUUAUAUAUAUAUAUACUGUAAGUGAUAAGCGAGGUACGGGAUGACUAAAUAUACAUUUUGUAAAGAGAAGUAGGGUUAUGAUGGAAUAUAACGAAGACUGGAACAAAAGAUGUGCAUAAUUGUUUAUAGAUAAAGGUUCAUGCCCAAGAAGUAGAAUUGUAUGUAUUAUAAUUUACAUUUGUAAAUACAUUUGCACAUUCACAUUGGCACAUUUCCCUUCCACAUGUUUAUUAGGAACGUGUAGUAGCAUACCAAAGAAGGUAGGAUGUUCCUGGCAAGUAUAUGAGUCUAGUGACAUUUGUGUGUGUCAAUGCUUUAACAAUCUGCUACUUGUCCAAGCCUUCAGAAUGAAUCACUUUUGUGCUGUAAUGAAGCCAGAUGAAAAUAUGUGGAACAGCACUUGUAGAUGUAGAUGUGCAGCAAUAGUUAUGAAUAUAAUCCAUAUUUUCCUCAACUCCAGUCCUUGAAAGCUCCCAGUAAAUCGGGCUUUAAGGAUUUGCCAUAAAGGCAACACAUGUGACAAUUACUGAUGUCAUGGAACGGAAAAUUCUAGUCAAAAACAAAGAAAUCACAUAUACUAUAAAGACUUUAUUCUCUCUGUUAUUUCAUUUUACCGCAUAUUUUUACCAUAUUAGCUUCAUAAGUAGCCUAUUUUUUACCAUAAAAUCCACCCACAGUGGUAAUCUAAGAUUUGUAUAUCUUAAAAGGAAGCUGUCUGUGGGGAGCAUAAAACAGAUGCAGGGAGCGGGGUCCCAGGACACUAUGAUUUACUCUGAAACUCUCGGGUGUUUUAGAGAAAUUACAGUUUUUUUAAAUAAGCUGCUCAGACCCAUUAGUCAUUGGGACAGCUGGAUGGAGAGCUGGUAGGGAGAGACGCAUCACUCAAGGCCUGCGGAGCCUGACCGAAGGAACGCAGAGACCAGUGAAGGGCCAGGAGUGUUGGAGCGGCAGUAGCAAGGGACCAGAUGAGGCGGUGAUUAUAGGUUGUUUAUUUUUAUACAACCGAGACUUUGCUUUUGCCUGGACAACCUCUUUUAAGUUCCCCUGCCAGCAUUAAAGUAACUCUUGCUAUCAGUUGAAAAUGGUGGAGAUAAAAGGAAAUUGAUCCCUGUGUAGAUUUACUUUAAGGGCAUGCAAAGACUAUUGCAGUAGUGCAGGAAAUUUAGUGUUCCUUUAAGGCUAUUUUCACACUUUGGAAAGUCCGCACAGAGUUUUUCCUAAAACUGCAGGCACCAGCAUAACAUGCCAGCACUAAGACCGCACUAGAAUACAUCUCAUAGACGCCUGUGUAUUCCGUGCGGAGUCCGUAGAAAGAAUGAACAGAUCAUUCUUUGUUCAGACACAGAAAUCGGAAUUUCCGUGCCAGAAAUGAAAAUUCCGCUGUGUGCAUAGAGUGCGCCGCAGAAUCCCAUAGAAUUCAAUGAGACUCUGCUGCUCCAGAAUCUGUGCAGAAUUCAAGUGUAAACAUAGCCUUAGGAGAUUCUUAGUACAUGACCUGCUGCUUGCUAUUGAGGACUGGAGUUGAGGAAUACUGAAGUAAUUGCUUGUAGUGGAUCACUUAAUGAUUGCAUUGUGGUAUUGUGAAUUCUCAAUAACAUUACUAUGCCAAACUUUAACAUUGGGCCCAGCAAUAGGUAGUGUGAACAUUUCAUUUCCUCAUAAUAUGCUGAAGCUCCUAAAAUCUUUUGUGGUAAAAGUAAAUAUUUUGGAAUAGAUAGGAAACAAUGUAAAGGUAUAGAAUGCUUUACUGGUGUAACAGCCUUUUAAAACUGAUGACCCAGCCUCAGAUGUUGCAAGAUUGUGCAGCAUUGUUCUGUUCAUUCGAAUUAGAUGAUGUUGUGAUACCUAGCACUUUCUGCUAUUAAAAUUCGUGUUUGCAACUGUAAACUGACUUGCAGGUAAAGAGGCCACAGCACUUCUACAAAUGCUGUUGCCACUUCAAACAGCUGAUAUCAGUUGGGGUACAGGAGUCUGGCCCCCGCCAAUCUUAUGUUGAUAGCCCAUCCUGAGGAAUAAACCAUCAGUGAAGGCUGGAAAAGCUCUUCAAAGGAUUGUCAUACAAGGUCAGUGGGGGUAAUUUAACAAAACCUGUGUAGAGGAAGAGUGGUGCAGUUGCCCAUAGCAACUAAUAAGAUUCCUUCUUGUAUGUUUCACAGUGUAUAAUAAUUCUGCACUCAAUAAUAUCAGUGGUGCAUGAGUAGGGUCCCACCCCAAUCUUCAAAACAAAAACUUGACACGCUAAUGAUUAUUCAAUGCUUGAUAGUAUCUUAUCAAUUGGUAAUUAAUAGAUUGCCAAUUCAUAAAACACUAUCAAGCAAUGGAAAAUCAUUCCAAAGUGCGAAGUUAGUUUUUGUAUUUUUUUAGAGGCCUUUUUAACCCCUUAACGACGCAGGGUAUUUUCCGUUUUUGCAUUUUCAUUUUUUCCUCAUCACCUUCUACAAAUCAUAACUCUUUCAAUUUUGCACCUAAAAAUCCAUAUUAUGGCUUAUUUUUUGUGCCACCAAUUCUACUUUGCUGUGACAUUAGUCAUUUUAUCCAAAAAUCCACGGCGAAAUGGGGAAAAAAAAUCAUUGUGCGACAAAACUGAAGAAAAAAUGCCAUUUUGUAAAUUUGGGGGCUUCCGUUUCUACGCAGUGCAUUUUCCGGAAAAAAUUCCACCUUCUCUAUAUUCUGUAGGUCCAUAGGGUUAAAAUGAUACCCUACU